Anguilla rostrata (American eel) is the source of this 7025-nucleotide messenger RNA. RefSeq names its product STE20-like serine/threonine-protein kinase. Gene Ontology annotation, molecular function: ATP binding; protein serine/threonine kinase activity. The coding region runs from base 757 to 4362 and encodes 1201 amino acids. Lineage: Eukaryota; Metazoa; Chordata; Actinopteri; Anguilliformes; Anguillidae. Gene Ontology annotation, biological process: protein phosphorylation. The record is from RefSeq and is a predicted model, not a curated record. The transcript has 20 exons.
GAACGCGCUUUUUUUCAUUUUUUUCUACAGCAAAGCGGUUAUCCUCAUUAUGAAGUUGAAAGACGGGGAUCGAGAUGUGUGCUGCAACCAACCAAUGACCGCAGAUUGGAAAUAUUUAUUGUGUUGAUAUUUUGGAGAAAGUAUCGUUUCUUGGUGGAUUAAAGGACUUUGCGGGACGCUAUUUUGUCAUAUUUUUUUCUGCUGCCGAAUGAGCUUUGUUGGGCCGGAGUCUAUUUUGUUGUUGGGAGUUAGGAACAAUUGCUGUUCCCCUUCUUGUCCUGACAGCCAACGGAUAUACAUACAGUGUGAACAUAGUUCAGUUUGCAGCGUGUUUAUAAUAGAUUUGAACAGUAAGGUAUCUAAAUGCACGAAGAAGUAGACGUAUUCUAAUUGAUGAUAUUUAAACAUCUAGCCUGCUUUGUGGCUCGUUCGCAACAUUAUACUGUCGCGUUCUGCUAUCAGAAACGGACCCGUUGACUCAGGUGUAUUCUGGCUAGUUAGCUGGCUAGCGAGCUAACCUUAGCUACACAAUGAAAUUUGGCGAGCAACUGCACCCAAUCAUAUACAUUUUAAAACAUGUUUAACGAAAUGCAUUUACGAGUUAUUUACCCUACCUUAGGUAAAAUCGAAACGUUAACCUCUAACGUUAACUGAUUAGCUAACAAGCUAAAUGCUUGGUGCCAAAUAGCUGUCUAUUAAAUACGUUGGCUUGUUCGCGUUAGACGGGUCGACCCUGUCUGAAGCCUUCAGUUGACAAUGUCUUUUUUCAACUUUCGCAAAAUAUUUAAGUUGGGCGCAGAAAAGAAGAAAAAGCAAUAUGAGCAUGUUCAUAGAGACGUGGAUCCAGAGGAGUUCUGGGACAUAAUAGGGGAACUGGGAGACGGCGCCUUUGGAAAAGUGUACAAGGCUCAGAACAGGCAGUCUCACAUCCUGGCUGCUGCCAAGGUGAUCGACACCAAGUCGGAGGAGGAGCUGGAGGACUACAUGGUGGAGAUCGACAUCCUGGCGUCCUGCGACCACCACAACAUCGUCAAGCUGCUGGACGCCUUCUACUACGAGAGCAAGCUGUGGAUCCUGAUCGAGUUCUGCGCCGGGGGGGCCGUCGACGCCGUGAUGCUGGAGCUGGAGAGGCCCCUGACGGAGCCCCAGAUCCGGGUGGUUUGCCGGCAGACCCUGGAGGCCCUGCUCUACCUGCACGCCAGCAAGAUCAUCCACCGCGACCUGAAGGCCGGGAACAUCCUCCUCACCCUGGAGGGAGACGUCAAGCUGGCCGACUUUGGCGUCUCUGCUAAAAAUACUAAAACCCUACAGAGAAGAGACUCUUUUAUCGGCACUCCGUACUGGAUGGCGCCGGAGGUGGUGAUGUGCGAGACCUCCAAGGACCGGCCCUACGACUACAAGGCGGACAUCUGGUCCCUGGGGGUGACGCUGAUCGAGCUGGCGCAGGUCGAGCCCCCCAACCACGAGAUGAACCCCAUGAGAGUGCUGCUGAAGAUCGCCAAGGCCGACCCCCCCACCCUGAUGCAGCCCAAGCGAUGGUCGGCGGAGUUUAACGAUUUCCUCAGGAGAGCCCUGGACAAGAACGUGGACAACAGAUGGAGCACGGCCCAGCUGCUACAGCAUCCCUUCGUCACGAGCGUCACCGACAGCAGGCCUCUUCGAGAACUGGUCGCGGAGGCGAAAGCUGAGGUCACCGAGGAGAUCGAAGAAGGCAAGGAGGAGGAGGAGGAAGAAGAGCCAGACCCACAGCUGCUGGUGUCCGGACACAAGCGAGCGCCGUCGGAGGGCAGCUUCGGGAGCUCCGAGGAUGAAAAGCUUUCGCAGUCCGCCUCCAUUUUGGAGUCUGUGUCGGAGAAGAUGGAGGUCGAGCCCGUGGAGGACCGGGCCAGCGACAAGCUCUCGGACGAGGGCAUCGGCACCAGCGAGCCCGAAAAGCCCGACGAGACCAACGCCCCUGACGCCGUCGCGGCCGAUGAAGACGCGGGUGAUGAAGACGCAGGUGAUGAAGAUGCCGGUAACCGAGCAGAACCCUUGGACACACAAGAGGAACCCCUGAGUGGCGAGGUCAAAUCGAUGGACGCUCCCGAGAACGGGCCAAACGAGCUUGAUACCAGACUGGAAACAGAGGAGGAGGAGAGGGUGAAGGAGGAUGAGGAGGAAGAGGAGGAGGUGAAAGGAGAAGAAACUCCAGACACCCAAGUGGAGGGAGAAGCGGAGGACAGUAAGCCAGUGGAGGCAGAGAGCGAGUCUGACAGAGUUUCAGAGGAGCUCGGUCCUCUGGAGGUCCCCAGUACAGAGGAGGUCCCUGGUCCACUGGAGGUCCCCAGUACAGAGGAGGUCCCUGGUCCACUGGAGGUCCCCAGUACAGAGGAGGUCCCUGGUCCACUGGAGGUCCCCAGUACAGAGGAGGUCCCUGGUCCACUGGAGGUCGCCAGUGCUCCAGGAGCAGCGGAGCAGAGUGCUGGAGAUCUGUCCCUGGGGGAGGAAACUCCGGUCAUAGGCGCGGAGAGCGUGGAACCCCAGGACCUGCAGGAGGAGGAGGAGGAGCAGGUUGAGACGGGAGGGGAGGAGGCCUCAGAGAAGGACCCCGAGGAGAAGGAGGUGGACACGGCUCAGGGAGAAGCCGCGGCCGGAGAGCCCGUCGAGGAGGCUCCGGAAGGAGGAGCAGAUGGAGGCGCGGUCCCCGGUCCCGGCGAGGAGGCCGAGUCGGUCGAGCAGACCGUAGCCGAGCCCGAGGAGGCCCCGGAGGAGGUACGGCCAGUGUCUCCGUCCCCCACCGAGCAGGAGACGCGGGGGGAGACGACCGAGGUGGAGGAGGAGAAGGAGAAACCGGGAGACCCGGCCACGGAUGUCGAGAAGGAGGCGGAGUCGGUGAAGCCGGACUCUGAGAAGGUGAAAGAGGCGGAGAAGGAUUCGGACUCCGGGAGCAGCUCCGCCCCCGACACCAACAGCAUCGACCUCAACCUCUCCAUCUCCAGCUUCCUCACCAAGGCCAAGGAGCCGGGAUCCAUGUCCUCACAGGACAUCAAAAAACAGAAGAAGACACUAAAGAAGACCCGUAAAUUCAUAGUGGACGGAGUGGAGGUCAGCGUCACCACGUCCAAGAUCGUCACAGACAGCGACACCAAAAGCGAAGAGCGGAGGUUCUUAAGGCGGCAGGAGCUGCGGGAGCUGCGGCUGCUGCAGAAGGAGGAGCAGCGAGCGCAGCAGCAGCUCAGCAACAAGCUGCAGCAGCAGCGCGAGCAGAUGUUCCGCCGCUUCGAGCAGGAGACCACGAGUAAGAAGCGGCAGUACGACCAGGAGGUGGAGAACCUGGAGAAGCAGCAGAAGCAGACCAUCGAGCGGCUGGAGCAGGAGCACACCAGCCGGCUGCGGGAGGAGGCCAAGCGCAUCAAGGCCGAGCAGGACAAGGAGCUGUCCAAGUUCCAGAGCGUGAUGAAGAACCGCCGGAAAGAGGGAGUGGCCCAGGUUAUGAUACAGUCUUUUCAGUUGUCCUCGUGUACGCUGUUCAACGCUCAGAUGCAGGACGAGCAGGAGUUUCUGCAGAAACAGCAGCAGGACCUGGACACCGCUCUGAAGAAGAUCAUCCAGCAGCACAAGCAGGAGCUGGUGACCAUCGAGAGGGACUGCCUCAACCACAAACAGCAGCUCCUGAGGGCUCGCGAAGCGGCCAUGUGGGAGCUGGAAGAGCGCCACCUGCAGGAGAAGCACCAGCUGCUCAAGCAGCAGCUGAAGGAUCAGUACUUCAUGCAGAGGCACCAGCUGCUGAAGAGGCACGAGAAGGAAAUGGAGCAGAUGCAGAGGUAUAACCAGAGGAUGAUCGAGGAGAUGAAGAACAGGCAGACGCAGGAGAGAACCCGGCUGCCCAAGAUCCAGCGCAGCGACGCCAAGACCCGCAUGGCCAUGUUCAAAAAGAGCCUGCGCAUCACCUCCGCCGGGGACACACCCGAGCAGGAGCGCGAGAAGAUCAAACAGUUCGCUGCCCAAGAGGAGAAGCGCCAGAAGAAUGAGAGGCUGCAUCAGCAUCAGAAGCAUGAGAACCAGAUGAGGGACCUUCAGCUGCAGUGUGACGCCAACGUCCGCGAACUGCAGCAGCUACAGAACGAGAAGUGCCACCUCCUGAUCGAGCACGAGACGCAGAAGCUGAAGGAGCUGGACGAGGAGCACAGCCAGGAGCUGAAGCAGUGGCGGGAGAAGCUCCGCCCCCGGAAGAAGGCUCUGGAAGAAGAGUUUGCCCGAAAGAUGCAGGAACAGGAAGUCUUCUUCAAGAUGACUGGAGAGUCAGAAUGCCUUAAUCCCACAACCCAAAGCCGAAUCUCCAAGUUCUACCCCGUCCCCAGUGUACACUCCACAGGGUUCUAACCCCACCCCCCAUGUACACUCCACAGGGUUCUAACCCCGCCCCCCAGUGUACACUCCACAGGGUUCUAACCCCGCCCCCGUGUACACUCCACAGGGUUCUAACCCCGCCCUACAGUGUACACUCCACAGGGUUCUAACCCCAACCUCCAGUGUACACUCCACAGGGUUCUAACCCCACCCUCCAGUGUACACUCCACAGGGUUCUAACCCCACCCUCCAGUGUACACUCCACAGGGUUCUAACCCCGCCCUACAGUGUACACUUCACAAGGUUCUAACCCCACCCUCCAGUGUACACUCCACAGGGUUCUAACCCCGCCCUACAGUGUACACUUCACAAGGUUCUAACCCCGCCCCCGUGUACACUCCACAGGGUUCUAACCCCACCCUCCAGUGUACACUUCACAAGGUUCUAACCCCGCCCCUGACCCAUUGCAUCCACAAGCACACACAAGAAGUUCUGCACAGGUGGGAGGGGACAGGACAGAGAGCACAGAACCACUCCCACAUUUUUCCCCACUGAUGACAAUCAGCACCACUUGCAGAAAACCUGGAGUCGGUUAACUCUCCAGACACACCCACUGGAACAGUCCAGAGCCACGGACUGUGCUGAACACAGAACUUUGUUAAUGAACCCUUUUGCUCACGUUUCCUCUCUCGUUUUCUCCUUCUCCUUUCUCUUUUGAAUAAGCACCUCUGUGAUGCAGUGUUCUGAGGGGGUUGUUCUCCUGUCAGUUCUAAGGUAGUAUUUACAGCAGCAGUGUGUGGGCAUUAUCUUUCCUGAUUUAGCUUCCAAAAUAGCUCAGGCAGAUUACUGUUAUAAGUAUUUUCAAACACAUUACAAGUAUAAUAUUAUUUCCUACAUUAAAAACCCAGUGCCUGAAUAAUUUGAUUUAGCUGGUUUGCUUUUUUUAUUCAAACCAUACACACACAAAGCACUACAGCUGCUGAAAUCACACAACAUUAUUUACACUUCAAGCAGCUGGAAACACUAAUAAAUGCAGGUUUAAAUUUAUACGUACCAUGUUGGCUGAAUUAAAUCAUGAUAUAUUUAAUAACACAACAGAAUGUACUUUUAGUAAAUUAUAAAGUGCACAUUUAUAAAGUCAAUCUUCAAAAGGCAUGAUAUAUUUUGUAUAUGGUUAAUAUGUUCCUUUAGGACAGAGGAUAACUCUUGUGAGACAGCGAACAAGUGCAAAACCAUUGCUGCCGUCUGCGUGUGUUUAGAUUAUUUUAAUUUCUUGUGUCUCAAUGAUCUGAAGCAUUACAGUUUACACCUCUUUAGUGUUUGUACAUACUACUGUGGUGGCUAUUUAAUUCUCUUGAUUAUGGUCUAAUUACUUUUUUUUUUUUUAAGCAUGGAAGUAACUUGCCUUGUUUCUUUAGUUUAACUGAGAAGCUCAAAGUUACUUUAAAAGUGAUGGGUUAAAAUGUGUGAUUUCUUCCGUGUGGUGCAGAGUUAGUAAUGUGAGGGUAAGGAGGGUAAGUUUGUGGCCUGUUGGUGGCACGGGACGCCCACCCCAGUGAGGUCAAGGCCUUUUCGUUAUUUCUGAACACCAUUUCUCUGGUUAUACAUUUCAAAAUGGAGGACAGUUGUAAGUAAGCUGUACAAAUGUUUUUUUUUUGUUUUUUUUCCUUAAAUGUCAUUUUAUUUUCUGUAAUUUUCCCUAACCAGCCUUUUUACAUUUCAAUGCCAAUUAUACAGUACAAACUGAAUCACAUGUCAUGGAAGCAUUGCAUGUUUUUAUUCCCCCCAUUUUUAGUUUGAAGCAGGAACAAUACGUCAUUUUGCCUCAACACUAAUCACCUCAACUUUUUUUCUAAAAAAUACAGAAAAUGAUACACAGAAUGGUUUCCUUGCAACAUUAUGUUUCUUCCACUUGGCAUUCGGAUAUCAUUCCCAAAUUAGGGAUGCGAUUCUCAUUCCAUCAGGAAUUCAGGCGGUUGGUUCGUUCUCGCGUUUUUCAAAUCUGACUUUAACUGAAUGCUGGAGCUGAACAUUUUACGCAGGUACAUAUCGUUUAUAAUAGAGUGAAAACUUUGCGUGAAUCACAAAAUCACUCGUCCCGUGUUUAUUUGUGUUUGUGCGUAAUCAACGGUCUGAAUAACGAAUGAACGAGUCGAUUUGAAUUUAUGGGCCUUUUCCGCACCUCUGGAAACCAUGCAGGUCUUGUGGCUUAUUUUGAUAGAUGGUUCCUGGCAGCCACAUUUAAACCUGUGAUCUAAUUUAUUGUCUGAGUGAGAAAGAGCUUGUGCGUGAAGGAUUGCUCUAUGCUGUUCAUACUCUGGAUUCAUGGCUGUAGACUCUCUUCUGGGAUCGUUUAUACGUGUGUAUCUCGUUUCAAUGACUGGUUAAACACACGUAUAACGAAGGCAUUGCAGGUGGUAAAACCCUCAGGAGAGACGGCCAUUUCUCCAUUAUGGAAGAUGUUUCUGUUUAAGAUACUUUUAUUAUUUUCCUCAUUCUGAUGGUUUCACUUUCAUGCCAGUUUUGAAAACUUUCAAGGUCAUUUAAUUUGAAUGUUUAAGGUUUAAAAUAAUUUGACAAUGUAGAUCAUAUGCAACUUAUUGAUUGUAUUAUCUAUUUUUAAAUGUUUCUGUUGAUUUGCAUUAUGGCGUAAAUAAAACAUUUACUGUAAUAAAAAUAUCGCAGUUGUGCUUGUC